Alternaria ventricosa is the source of this 1953-nucleotide messenger RNA. RefSeq lists its product as uncharacterized. The transcript has 5 exons. The record is from RefSeq and is a predicted model, not a curated record. The coding region runs from base 1 to 1953 and encodes 650 amino acids. Lineage: Eukaryota; Fungi; Ascomycota; Dothideomycetes; Pleosporales; Pleosporaceae.
AUGCCGACUCCAGAAUCCGAGAUACUCAAGCCACUCGACGCCUCCAACACCAACUCCGACGACUGGGAGAUCUUUGUCCUGAGCGAUGCGCGCAUCGUCUUCGAGAGCAAUGGAAAACCUGCGAGCCUUCUUGCUGCAUAUGCAGAUACUCCCCUCCGAGUGGAAGGGCGACUGGAGACUCCGGGGCGCAGCCAGCUGAAAUAUCUUUUGAAGAAGCCCUACAAACCCAUGGAAAUCGAAUUACAACAUGUAACGCGCUUCUCCUACGGCGAAAUGACCGACGGCGCAUACGUAAUCUGGGCGCAAGGCCAGGCAGGCUGGUUCGAGAUACGACCGACAGCGCAGUACAAGCCCAUCUAUGACCAGAUGGUCCAGGCUGUGGAACUUCUAUACUUCGUCACAGACAUCUACGGCGAGUCGCGGAAGAAGAGCAGCGGGCCCAGUGCUGAACUGGUCUUCCAAGAGUAUGCAGAGGACGAGCGUUUUCCCUGCAACGAUGUGGCCACGGCCGAGAAAAUAUUUGACCAACAUCACCUGUUCCUCAUGAUGUGCUUUCUGAACAAAGCCCAAGGACUGAGCUGGAACUUCGAUAAUUGUAAGGCACGAAUCGAAGGGCGCUAUUCUCAGAUCCAACCCGAACGCUCAACGAGGACCCAGAAGUCCGCGUCUGCACCAACACCGGCUUCCAAAUCGGCACAAGCGAAUGCGACACCGAAACCAUCGGAAGCGCCGAAGAAAGACGACAACUGGUGGGAGGCGGCCGCACUCUUCGAAUUCAUGCAGAAAGCAGUGAAUCAACGGGUUCUACGAGCAGGACGGAACCACAUUACGGUGGAUCGCGUUGCCGAACUCAUCGUCAGACGAUACGAGAUUGAGGAAGUGGACACUGCGAAGAAUGUGCUUCUGGUACAUGCACAGAAUUUGUGCUACAUGAUGGACCACCCGCGGCGGAAAAACGUACAAUUUUUUGCCUCCGAACCGAUAUACCAAGAGCUGGCAGCUGGACACACACUUUCCGCAGCAGAACAACGGCGAGCUGAAGGUGUGGAACUGAAACCACGCAAAGAUCACGCAACUCUGAGAGACGGUGAAAGCGGUUCUUCAGAUACGUCCGACGAAGGAGACGACGCCAUAAUAACACCUGUGCGUAGGCCACCAGGUAGACGGAAGCAAGGCCGGUUAUCUGUGCUACGACCUACGAGUGGAAAGUUUUCUGGCAAGAGCAAAGGGAUCAGCAUUAAGCCAGGGAGACAGAAAGGCGGAAAGGGGAAAGCACCCGUGCCGGCAAGUGAUGACUCGGAAGCCGAGCAAAGCAGCAACGCCACAAGUAGUGAUGAAGAUGAUGAGGAAGAAGGCAUCGAGACACCAACCCACGCCCUAUCACCAGGUCGAGAGAAGAGGAAACUAGACGAUACAGACGGCGAUCAAGACGAGAAGGAUCGACGAAAACGUACAGCCAGUGCAUCCAUAGCACCUGAAUCUCCUCCCACAACUGGCGACUCGGACUCUGCUUCUGAAGGAGUCAGCGCCGUACCACCUCUUCCGCUACGCUCCCGGCCCUCCCAUCUCCCUCCCCAUGCGAAUUCAGCAUCAUCAUCAGGAAACACCAAAUCAAUAGUAUCACCACCGAUGAUAUCAACACCCUUACCGACAUACGAAGCAAAUGGCCCCCGCGACUCCUGGAUCUGCAGUUUCGAUGGUUGCACCCAGAAAAUCUACGGAUGCAGUAAAGAGUUGGGUAGGCAAUUGAUCACAGAACACUUGGAAGAUCACAGUCGAGGGCGAGAGAAGGUUGUUGGUAUUCUUUGGAGAGAACAGGAUAGAUUGAAUCUACCUGUUAGCAACUUGAUCAAGAAAAUCCGUGAAAUGAACGAGGCGGCUACGCCGCUGUUCCCGGUGCCUGGUGCUCCGGCGACGGCAGUGCAGCCAAAGCCUAUACAAAGACCUGUGUAA